Messenger RNA from Procambarus clarkii (red swamp crayfish), 3761 nucleotides. RefSeq lists its product as uncharacterized. The record is from RefSeq and is a predicted model, not a curated record. NCBI's taxonomy places the organism in Eukaryota, Metazoa, Arthropoda, Malacostraca, Decapoda, Cambaridae.
CGUGGACUUCGCCUUUACAUCUCCACUCGUACAGUAGGACCCUUGUCUUGCUGUUCCCUCCACAAGUGUCGGUACUUAACGUUAAGUGCGCAAGUAGUGUGUUGGGUGACUACAGGGAGGGUAGCUGGUGUUGUCGGUGUUAUCUACGCUUCAAGACCUGUCACGCAUACACUCGGCCUUCAGGUGCACGGAGCAAACCACGACACUAGUGUUCCUGCAGUCUUCUUCUCUGAGGUAGUUCGUAAACGGGGCGACACACGUUAGUGUUCCUGGCCAAGGUAGCUUACACAUACACGGAGCGACCCACAUCAGUGCUCCUCCAGUAUUCCUGGCCAAGGUAGCCUACACACGAAGAAACCCCUCAUCGCUGUUCCUGGCCAAGGUAGCCUACAACUCCCUCCUCUUCGCGCUAAAUAUCGUACACACAUGCAGAUGGCGACAUCGAGGUGCCUGCUUCUGGUGGCAGUGCUGGGCCUCACCUGGGCCUUAGAUGUGGAGUACAUUCGUAGACUAUACAUGAAGAGUAGCACAAUACAACUGAAGCUACUGGAGAUCAGGAAGGUGAUGAAGGACUCCAGCCCGCUCGCCAGAGACCACAACGUCAUGGUCGUCUUAGCCGACCACGAGCCUAUGAAAAAUCUAGGUAACUGGACUCUGGGACUGGCGGAUAAUGCAACAGAGAAGAACUUCUUGAGCCUGCCUAACAAUGGCUCACAAACAGAGAUUGUGUUUGAUGCUGAGUUAAUGGAUUCCCGGUAUGUGUUUGUGGUCGCGAGGAACCUGAGUGACAUUACUGUUGGUAUCGGCUACCAGCUUCUCGACAUCAAGGACAAGAAGUCGCGCCUGGCCUGGGUGGGAGAUGAGUACAGGAGCUCAGGCUCCUCCCUGAGAGUGCACACGGGUGACCUGAAGGAGGUGCAGGUGGGGAGUAUGGUGUGCAGGCAAGAGGAUAGUCCUUGUUACUUCCUGGAUGCCACGCUGCCUCAGGAGAUUCCUCGCUGCUAUAACGCCGACACUAGCGGUAAAAAUCCAGUACAAGUGUGCGACGAUACCAUCAGCAGGUUUCAAAAAACUCCAGAGAUAGCACAGCUGGAGAGGUCUGGUGACAACCUAACGGUACAAGUAGCAUUCUCCAGGACGCCCAAUAGGGUGGAGGUGGUGGUGUUCGACCCCAGUGACCCGGCGAGGAUCCUUUCUCCUGCGGACUACCGGUGCCAGGCUGUGGGAGACCCCUGGCAGGUGGGCCACUGUACUCAACAGAUGGUAGGCACUAAGGACCUGCUGAGGCUCGGGGUCCUAGUGGUCGCCCUCGAUGAUCAAGGCUACGUUUUCGAGUCAUCAUUGACAACGUAUGGUGGUACCACAGUCCAGGCCAACGUCGGGGUGAUCGUCGGGUCGGUCUUAGGCGCGCUCUUGGGCAUCUUACUCAUCGUUGGUCUAGCUGUUUACCUCGUGAAGAAGAACAAGAAACAGAACAAGAAAAUCACCAGCCCCGCCGAGCCCAAAUACACAGCGGCGCCCACACAAGAGCCAUCACAGGAAGAGGAAGCCUAGUGUACAACAAACACAAGAGCCAUCACAGCAAAAGGAAACUUAGUGUACAACAAACACAAGAGCCAUCACAGCAAAAGAAAACCUAGUGUACAACAAACACAAGAGCCAUCACAGGAAGAGGAAGCCUAGUGUACAACAAACACAAGAGCCAUCACACCAAAAGGAAACCUAGUGUACAACAAACACAAGAGCCAUCACAGCAAAAGGAAACCUAGUGUACAACAAACACAAGAGCCAUCACAGCAAAAGGAAACCUAGUGUACAACAAAUACAAGAGCCAUCAAAGUAAGAUUAAACCUAGUGUGGAACACACACAAGAACCAUCAAGUCAACAGGGAUUCUAAUGUGGAAAACGCACAAGAACCAUCACAUCAACAAGAAGCCUAGUGUGGGACAUGACAAGAAUCCUCACACCUCACAUCAACAGGAAGCCUAGUGAAGAACACACAAACUUGAAGAACACCAGACACCCUCGAGGAACACCAUACCUCCUGCAGUUGUACUUCUCUAUAUAGCUGUACCUCCUGCAGCUGUAUUAAAAUAAAUUCAUUAAACUGCAUUAAACAUUCUAGACGUUUUACCGUUACAAUUUUUUAACACAUGGGGCAAAAAAACAGUUGAUCGAACUUAAUGGAUUAAGCAAAAGUCUAUUUUAUCUACUGUUGUUGCUUGAGUUCUCGUGUUUAUAAUUUACAAAAAUAGUAACAUGAAACUAUGGUUUUGUGACACCAAAUUCUAUGUUAAAAUGUUUAAAUAUGGAACUUACGGUAUAAAUAUAUAUGCUGAAACGUUGAAAGAUAUCACUUGUACAAAAACCGUUAUAAUGUUUAAAGAUAAUUAACACUUUUAACACCAAGAUUUAUGUUAAAAUGUUUAUAUAAACCAGUCCUAACAUUUAAAGUAAACUAGUUUGUGUACUAAAGGGUACACUAAUGUAGCCUCAAAAACAAACCAGUGUGAUAAACCGGUGUGUACUAUAAGGUAAACCAGUGUGGAACUUACAGUAUUAGUACAAGUAUACAUUAACUUGUGGUGUGAUGUAAACUGAUUAGUAAAAGAUCAAUAUUUUGUGUAUUACUAGUAAUAGUUAGUUUGUAUAACUGACUCGUGUGUGUGUGUGUGUGUAUCAUUAUGUUGCUCUGCUGUUUAUGAUACAGAGUUAAUGUUAGUACAAUGUUUAUGUUGUCAUAAUACAGUCAUGUGUAGUACAGUAUGUUAUGUUAUUUACAAUAGUCAUACGGUACACAGUAUUUACGUUGCAGUACAUCAUGUACAUGUUAUAAUACAAUCAUAUGUAGUACAGUAUGUUUAUUUAGUAUAGUAUGUUUAUUUAGUACCGUAUGUUUAUUUAGUACAGUACGUUUAUUUAAUACAGUAUGUUUAUUUAAUACAUUAUAUUUAUGUUGUAGUACAGUAUGUUUAUGAUGUUUACAAUAGUCAUAAGUAGUACAGUGUGUAUGUUGUCAUAAUACACUUUUUUUUUUUAGAUAUAUACAAGAGUUGUUAUAUUCUUGUACAGCCACUAUAUGUAAUACAGAAUGUUUAUGAUACAUUGAUAGGUAAUAUAGUAUGUUUAAGACAGUCAUAUGCAGUAAAAUAUGUUUACGAUACAGUUACCUGUAUAUGCACAGUAGAACUACAUGUUUAUGUUAGUCAUAUGUUGUAUAGGAUGAUUGUGAUGCAGUCAUAUAUAGUACGGUAUAUUUAUAAUAAAGUGAUAUGCAGAACAACAUGUUUAUGACUACAGUCAUAUGUUGUACAGUAUGUAGGGCAAAUACAGUAUGUUUUGCAAUAGUUUAUACAAAUAAAUUACAUCAAUUUUCUGACCAUAAUAGACAUUAUUUAUAAGGAAGCUCAGAAUUAUGAGUAAGCUGAACUUUAAGAAGAAGCUCAGCUCUAUGAGUAAGGUCAGCUUUUAUGAAGAAGCUCAGCUCUAUGAGGAUGCUGAACUAUAUGGGGAAGCUCAGCUUCAUGAGUGAGUUCAAGCUUCAUGAGGAAGUAAAGUACUUGUUGUAUAAAGUAAAGCUUGCGUGAGAGACGUGUUGUAGUGUCAAGAUUUAACGAGGAAAUAUUGAUGUUAUUAAUAAUAUAUUACGACAGGUCAGUAGUCUGUGUUGAUUAAUGAUUACAAGCUGAAAAGUGUAUUAAAUUGUGUAAGUUUUGCAAUAUUUAUAAAUGUAUUUAUUAAUAAAAUUUAAAUAAAUGAG